CUUUGUCCUGUCUUCCCCGCGGGUCAGGGGUGAGAAGUAACACGAUUGCGCUGGCCUUGGUGAGCAACUGCCGCGCAUUCUGCUUCGCGGCGGCUCGAGUUAAAGGAACCCAGGAAAACAGCUAUCAUCUUAUGCCAAGAUGUCAGGAAUUGGAAAUAAAAGAGCAGCAGGAGAGCCAGGCACGUCCAUGCCUCCGGAGAAGAAGACAGCUGUUGAAGAUUCAGGGACCACAGUGGAAACAAUUAAGCUAGGGGGUGUCUCUUCAAUGGAGGAGUUAGACAUUCGAACACUGCAAACCAAAAAUCGCAAGCUGGCAGAAAUGCUGGAUCAACGGCAGGCCAUUGAAGAUGAACUCCGUGAGCACAUUGAAAAACUGGAACGACGACAGGCCACUGAUGAUGCCUCACUAUUGAUUGUCAACCGGUACUGGAGUCAGUUUGAUGAAAACAUCCGUAUCAUCCUUAAACGUUAUGAUCUGGAGCAGAGUUUGGGAGACCUACUAACAGAAAGAAAAGCCCUGGUUGUGCCCGAACCAGAACCAGACUCUGAUAGCAAUCAGGAACGCAAAGAUGACCGAGAGAGAGGGGAAGGGCAAGAGCCAGCUUUCUCUUUCCUUGCUACUUUGGCCAGCAGUUCCAGUGAAGAGAUGGAAUCUCAGCUACAGGAGCGUGUGGAGUCCUCCCGCCGAGGCGUAUCCCAGAUUGUGACUGUCUAUGAUAAAUUGCAAGAAAAAGUGGAGCUGUUAUCCCGGAAGUUAAAUAGUGGAGAUAAUCUGAUAGUGGAGGAAGCAGUGCAGGAGCUGAAUUCCUUCCUCGCGCAAGAGAAUAUGCGGCUUCAGGAAUUGACAGACCUCCUUCAGGAGAAGCAUCGCACCAUGUCUCAGGAGUUCUCCAAGUUGCAGAGUAAAGUGGAGACAGCUGAGUCACGAGUAUCUGUCCUGGAGUCCAUGAUUGAUGACCUGCAGUGGGAUAUUGACAAAAUUCGAAAGAGGGAACAGCGACUUAACCGACACUUAGCAGAAGUCCUAGAACGGGUGAAUUCGAAAGGUUAUAAGGUGUAUGGAGCAGGGAGCAGUCUCUAUGGCGGCACAAUCACUAUCAAUGCCCGGAAGUUUGAGGAAAUGAAUGCAGAGCUUGAGGAGAACAAAGAGUUGGCUCAGAAUCGUCUCUGUGAGCUAGAGAAACUUCGGCAGGACUUUGAGGAAGUCACUACACAAAAUGAAAAGCUGAAGGUGGAAUUGCGGAGUGCAGUGGAGGAAGUGGUUAAGGAAACUCCAGAAUAUCGCUGCAUGCAAUCACAGUUCUCCGUCCUGUACAAUGAGAGCCUACAGUUGAAAGCACACUUGGACGAGGCUCGGACUCUGCUUCAUGGCACCAGGGGAACCCAUCAGCGCCAGGUUGAACUCAUUGAGCGAGAUGAGGUUAGUCUUCAUAAGAAGCUGAGGACUGAAGUGAUCCAGCUAGAAGAUACACUGGCCCAGGUCCGCAAGGAGUAUGAGAUGCUGAGGAUAGAAUUUGAGCAGACCCUUGCUGCCAACGAACAAGCAGGCCCUAUAAACCGGGAGAUGCGUCACCUCAUCAGUAGCCUCCAGAAUCACAAUCACCAGCUGAAAGGGGAGGUCCUCAGGUAUAAGCGGAAACUGAGAGAAGCCCAGUCUGACCUGAACAAGACACGUCUGCGUAGUGGCAGUGCCCUCCUGCAGUCUCAGUCUAGUACAGAGGACACUAAGGAUGAGCCUGCAGAACUAAAACAAGAUUCUGAGGACUUAUCCACCCAAUCCUCAGCAUCAAAGGCAUCUCAGGAGGAUGCCAAUGAAAUUAAGUCCAAACGGGAUGAAGAAGAGCGAGAGCGAGAAAGGAGGGAGAAAGAGAGGGAGCGAGAAAGAGAACGGGAGAAGGAAAAGGAGAGAGAACGAGAGAAGCAGAAACUAAAAGAGUCAGAAAAAGAGAGAGAUUCUGCUAAGGAUAAAGAGAAAGGCAAACAUGAUGAUGGAAGGAAAAAGGAAGCAGAAAUUAUCAAACAAUUAAAAAUUGAACUCAAGAAAGCACAAGAAAGCCAAAAGGAGAUGAAACUGUUGCUAGAUAUGUACCGCUCUGCCCCAAAGGAACAGAGAGACAAAGUUCAGCUGAUGGCAGCUGAGAAGAAGUCUAAGGCAGAGUUGGAAGAUCUAAGGCAAAGACUCAAGGAUCUAGAGGAUAAGGAGAAGAAAGAGAACAAGAAAAUGGCCGAUGAAGAUGCCUUGAGGAAGAUCCGAGCAGUAGAGGAGCAGAUAGAAUACCUGCAGAAGAAGCUGGCCAUGGCCAAGCAGGAGGAAGAAGCACUUCUAUCUGAGAUGGAUGUCACAGGCCAGGCCUUUGAAGACAUGCAGGAGCAAAAUAUUCGUUUGAUGCAGCAGUUGCGGGAGAAGGAUGAUGCAAAUUUCAAGCUCAUGUCAGAGCGGAUCAAGUCCAAUCAGAUCCAUAAGUUGCUUAAAGAAGAGAAGGAGGAGUUAGCAGACCAGGUUUUGACUCUGAAGACUCAGGUCGAUGCCCAGUUACAGGUAGUAAGGAAACUGGAAGAGAAGGAGCAUCUGUUACAGAGCAACAUUGGCACAGGGGAGAAGGAGUUGGGUCUUAGGACCCAAGCCUUAGAGAUGAAUAAACGCAAGGCAAUGGAGGCAGCCCAGCUUGCAGAUGACCUCAAAACACAGUUGGAAUUGGCCCAGAAGAAGCUACAUGAUUUUCAAGAUGAGAUCGUGGAGAACAGUGUCACCAAAGAAAAGGAUAUGUUCAAUUUCAAACGAGCCCAGGUUUGGGGAAGUGUGUCUAACAGGUAUGCUAUCCUACCACAGGAGGACAUCUCUAGACUUCGAAGGAAGCUGGAGACCACUAAGAAACCAGACAAUGUACCCAAAUGUGAUGAGAUUCUGAUGGAGGAGAUUAAGGAUUACAAGGCACGCCUGACCUGUCCAUGCUGUAACAUGCGUAAAAAGGAUGCUGUACUUACCAAGUGUUUUCAUGUUUUCUGCUUUGAGUGUGUGAAGACACGCUAUGACACCCGCCAGCGCAAAUGUCCCAAGUGUAAUGCUGCUUUUGGUGCCAAUGAUUUUCAUCGCAUCUACAUUGGUUGACCCAAGUCAAGAGAAGAAGAGGGGCUGGCUAGACAGGCACUUAUUCAUUAACCACCAAGCCUCUACCUCUUCUCUCCUUGACAGUCACCUCCAAGACAGUUUUCCUGUCAACUACCUUUCCUCCACAGACUUCACGUCGAGGCUCUCCUCUCCACUAGGUGGAUGACGUUAGCAAAAGGACUGGUAAAUAAAUGCAAAUCUUGGGUUUUAGAAUGAAUUGGAAACAAACAACUCUUAUUUGUUUUCCCUACCAGGUUUGUUUAUUUCCUGCUUUUCGACUUUUCAACAUUUCCUUUUUCUGGCCCACUCUACCCAUUCCUCCUGAGAAGUCAGAUGGAUGGUAUUUGUGACAAUAGAGAAGGAAACAAAGAGUGGAAACAUGACUAUUUUGAGGGAUUGAUCUUUUAGAAAUAAGCUAGCCAUGAACACAGACUUUUCUUGAUUUGGGUAGUAAACUUUUUAUAAAUUUGGAUUAUAAAAUGGAAUAAUUGUGCCAUUCUUUCCUGGAUGGAUUGAAGCCCUAAUGAAAUUAUGUCCAGGAUGAUUGAAUCCAUUUCCCAUUUACUAGCAAAGUAACUUGUUAAGGUCAGCUGGUUUUCUUGUUAAAGUUAUUUAAGUUUUGAAUGUUCUGCUUAAAGUCUUUAAAUUUGUUGAUUCCAGAAUAAUUGCAAAUAAUGUAGCCCCUUUUGUCUGCUAAUGAAAUCAAGAUUGGAGAGGGUGGGGAACAGGCCUGAGAUGGUAAAGAGGUCUUGUGGGUACUCUGGGAACUUGAUACAGAGAUGCCUUGGUGAGCUAUGAAUUACUCGUAUCCUUCCUUCCACAGGGGUUUUUGUGAUCCCUGUUUCCAGAAGAUUUUCUGUAAUAUUUCUGUAGGACUUUAUAUUCCACAAGCUUCAAUUAAAGCAGGAUUCAGUUUA
Molecule: messenger RNA, 4026 nt
Organism: Lemur catta (Ring-tailed lemur)
Lineage: Eukaryota; Metazoa; Chordata; Mammalia; Primates; Lemuridae
Gene: RNF20
Product: ring finger protein 20
Exons: 20
Coding region: 140-3109 (989 amino acids)
Cellular component (GO): HULC complex; nucleus
Molecular function (GO): ubiquitin protein ligase activity; metal ion binding
Source: RefSeq, a predicted model, not a curated record